AUGGAGCUGAACUGAACUGAACUAAAUUUAACUUAACUUAACUUAACUUAACUGAAUGGAGCUGAACUGAACUGAACUGAAUCGAACUGAAUGGAACUGAAUGAAUAGUAAAUAAUAUAAAUAAUAAAUAAUAAAUAAUAACUACUCCAAAAAAAUAAUAAAUAAUAUAAUGGGAAAAAAAAUAUAACUAAAAAAAAAAUAACUCUUGAUAGAUUACUACCACCCAUCAUAAUCAUAAUAACCAAAGGCCAAAAACUCAUAAAACCAAACCCCAAACCUCUACCUCUCUGUCACUCACCUUCCCAUCUCUAUUCAUGGGUAACAGCUACUUCUCCUUACAAUUUCAACUUCAUUUAUUACUACUACUACUCUGCUGUAAUUUGAUACAAUUAGGUGAGUUAUUACUACAAUACUACUACAACUCUGCUGUAAUCUCGACUUCAUUUAUUACUACUACUACAAUUGCAUUAUGAUCAAACUAAUACUCUUCAAGUCUCCCCAACGUUUAUGUAUCUCUCAUCUCUCAUCUCCUUCAUAAUUCAAAUACCCAUCUCUCUCCUAAAGGUGCCCCUACUGAUCAGCACCGUCCACAUCGUUCGUCUGACGUCCCAAGAUGGAUGAUACCAUCAGACGUGCAUCUGUAAUUAUUGCACUAGAAGAAUUAAGGAGAUCAUUUCAACCACCAAGUGAACCAUCGACACAGCAGCCUGCGAGAGUAAGGGGUGAAACUGGUGCUGAAUUUAUACACAGAUUGUUAAAUGAUAAUCCUGCAGAGUGCAAAGUGCAGUUAAGACUUGACCGAGAUAUGUUUCUACAACUAGUUCGCUUGAUGGUUGACAGAAAUUUGUUACAAGAUGGCAAAUAUAUAACCGUAGCUGAACAAGUAGGAAUAUGUUUAUACAUAUUGGCUAAGGGGGCUUCUUACCGUGAUGUUCAUGAUAAAUUUAUGCAUUCCAUAUCUACCAUAAGCCAUUAUUUCAAGCAAGUAUUGGAUGCAUUGACUAGAUUGUCCAUUGAUAUCAUACGACCGCAUCAAGAUUUAUCAGAGGUGUCUCCAGAAGUAGCGAACAACUCACUGUAUUUUCCUUAUUUCAAGGAUGUUAUUGGGGCUAUAGAUGGAACUCACAUACAAGCAAGUAUAAGUGAUAUGAAUGGUGUGCCAUUUCGAAAUCGUAAAGGGACGAAAAGUUGGAAUGUUUUGGCUUGUUGCUCAUUUGAUAAACUUUUCACAUUUAUUAAUGUGGGAUGGCAAGGAAGUGCACAUGAUAUUACAGUGUGGAGAGAUUCUUUAACUAAUUCAAAAUACGUAUUUCCUCAUCCACCCGAAGGAAAAUAUUAUUUGGUGGAUACUGGAUAUCCGAAUACAGUUGGAUACUUUGCACCGGUUAGCGAUCAAGGAGUUAGAUGCCAUGUUUCGGAAUAUAAGCAUGUACCACCAAAUGGAAUGUUUGAACAUUACAACUACAGACAUUCAUCUUUGAGAAUGUCGGUUGAAAUGUCGUUUGGUCAUUUAAAAAAAAGGUGGAAGGUUUUAUAUAAUAUGCCUCAGAUGUCAAAAAAAUAUCAAAUGGCUAUUAUUGUUUCCACUUUCACACUUCAUAAUUUUAUAAAAAUGCACACAUUAGGGAUACCAAUUGUACAACAUGAGAUGGUUCAAGGCGAAGUAGAUUUUGGUAUGCUUGAUGAUGAUCGAAAAAAUGAAAUGUUAUUGGUUCGAGAUGAAAUAGUGAGACAACUAUGGGAAGAUAAUCAACCGGUUAAUGAAAUUGAAGAUGAGGUUGAAUUUGAAGAUCCAGUGGGAGAUAAUGCUGAGUUUGUACAUCAAAUGGAAGAAGAUGAUCAAUGGAUAGAUGAAAUGCUACAAGAUUAUUGAAGAUCCAGUGGGAGAUAAUGCUGGGUUGGUAGAUCAAAUGAGAAACAAUUAAUAGAAAAAUAUGAUGAUGAAAUAUCAUGCAAUUUAUUUAUCUAUAAAUUUGUGUUGUACUUAUGAUGUUUAUAUAGAAACAUUUACA
Molecule: messenger RNA, 2012 nt
Organism: Spinacia oleracea (spinach)
Lineage: Eukaryota; Viridiplantae; Streptophyta; Magnoliopsida; Caryophyllales; Amaranthaceae
Product: protein ALP1-like
Exons: 4
Coding region: 614-1873 (419 amino acids)
Source: RefSeq, a predicted model, not a curated record